This is a messenger RNA of Olea europaea var. sylvestris, 1460 nucleotides long. RefSeq names its product protein FATTY ACID EXPORT 3, chloroplastic. The record is from RefSeq and is a predicted model, not a curated record. Lineage: Eukaryota; Viridiplantae; Streptophyta; Magnoliopsida; Lamiales; Oleaceae. Bases 129 to 1127 code for a protein of 332 amino acids. The transcript is spliced from 7 exons. Gene Ontology annotation, cellular component: membrane.
AUCUCUACAAUGAGCAUAAGAAUAGACUCAAUUACAAUUCAAAACCCAGGCUACUGUAUUUCUCCAUCAGCUACUUCCUUGCUUCAAUCCCAUCCCUCUAUACACACACACCCUAAUAAAUCUCUACAAUGAGCAUAAGAAUAGACUCAAUUACAAUUCAAAACCCUAGCCUGAAGAGAGCUUAUUCUCCUUCUACAAUGGCGCUCUGUUUUUCUCCGCACUCGUCACUAGGGUUUGAAGCUCUGCACAGACCGGACAAUUACUAUAAAAUGUCAAUUGUAGCCCGGUUCGUUCAGCCCAGAGGCCUUGGCCUUAACCUGAUUCCAUUACGUGGGCGGAAUUUUCGGGAACGUUCAGUUUUGUCGUUCGCGGCUUCACAAGAGGAAUCGAAGCCAUCAGGUAUUGAAAUAGAGAAGGAGGAGGAUCUUAAAUCUGGAGCGGAAGAAUCAGAAGAAGCAUGGAAACAAACAUUAGAUUCUUUUAAAGAACAAGCCUUAAAGAUGCAGAGUAUAUCGAAGGAAGCGUACGACGUGUAUUCUGAAAAGGCUAUAGUCAUUUUAAAAGAAACUUCAGAAAAAUCAAAAAUUCUAGCAGAUAAAGCAAGAGAUGAGCUGAGCAAAAUUGCAAAAGAAAUUGCUGAAGAGAGUAAAACAUAUUUAGCCACAGCUGCAGAGAAUUCCCCUGAACAAGUGAAGGAUAUUGUUGAAACGUUUGCCUACCCUGCGGAUGAGCUCAAUGAUGUCUCUAAAGUACGGGACUUUUAUGUUGGAAUACCUUAUGGUGCUCUUCUUUGUGCUGGUGGCUUUCUAUCCUUCAUGCUAACUGGAAGCGUUUCUGCAAUCAGAUUUGGUAUUAUACUUGGUGGUACUCUUUUAGCCAUCAGUAUAUCAAGUUUAAGAUCAUGGAAUAAAGGAGAGUUGUUGCCUUUAGCCUUGAAAGGACAGACAGCAAUUGCUACCAUAUUGUUUCUUAGGAAUUUGCGCAUAUGGUCCAUGCGACCAUUUGUUGCGAAUUUUGUUACAACUAUCAUAAGUGGCGCAGUGGCAGCGUUCUUUGUGUAUAGGAUCGUCAGAGAUGGUGGAGACACAAAGGGAGGAUCCAGUUUGGAAGCCAGCCCAGAAAAUUAAUCCUUGUGUAAAGGGUCUCCUGUCUUUCCCUGGUGUGCUUGAGGUGAAGGGUCGGUCAGUUUGUACUAUGCAGUGGAUUUGUCAAGAGUUGACACUAUAAAUAGCCCAGAAUUGCGGAAUAUGUUAGAAGUAGAUUUGUAAAGUGACUUGUUUCAACAUGAAGUUCGAGCGUAUUAUUUAGAAGGGCAUAGAAUGUGAGGAAAUAAAUUUGGAUAACAUAUUGUGAAUCUUUGUACUAAGAAUCAAUUGUUUGCUUUGCUUAUCCCUCAUUGAAGGUCAUCUGUGUUUUAUGUAUCGACUAUACAGUCUAUACUACUGUUUUUCAGUUUGUCA